Messenger RNA from Oncorhynchus masou masou (cherry salmon), 1706 nucleotides. Its product is annotated as tripartite motif-containing protein 16-like. The annotation marks the transcript as partial. The record is from RefSeq and is a predicted model, not a curated record. Lineage: Eukaryota; Metazoa; Chordata; Actinopteri; Salmoniformes; Salmonidae. Gene Ontology annotation, molecular function: protein binding. The transcript has 4 exons.
AGGAGCUCUGAGGUGAAGGUGCUGAUCAGAGCCCGAGAGAAGGCUCAAGUGAGUCAAGCUGAAGGACUCCUGGAGCAACUGAAGCAGGAGAUAGCUGAGCUGAGGAAGAGAAGCACUGAGCUGGAGCAGCUCUCAAACACAGAGGAUCACAUCCAUUUCCUCCAGAGUUAUCCGUCUCUCUCUCUCCAGAGUUAUCAGUCUCUCUCUCUCUCGCUCUCUCUUGCUCUCUCUCUCUCUCUCUCUCUCUUGCGCUCUCUCUCUCUCUCUCUCUCUCUCUCUCUCUCUCUCUCUCUCUCUCUCCAGAGGUAUCAGUCUCUCUCUCUCUCUCUCUCUCUCCAGAGGUAUCAGUCUCUCUCUCUCUCUCUCUCUCUCUCCAGUAUCAGUGUAUCUUCAGACUUACCCAGCAUCAUUGUCCGUCCUCUUCAGUACUUUGGAGAUGUGAGUAAGACUGUGUCUGAACUGAGAGAGAAACUAGAAGACUUCCUUAAAGGAGAAUGGACCAAGAUCUCCACUACAGUGAAUGUAGUGGAUGUUGUACUGCCUCCAGAGCCCAAGACCAGAGAACAGUUGUUACAAUAUUCCUGUCAGCUCACACUGGACCCAAACACAGCAUACACAGACCUCUCUCUGUCUGAAGGGAACAGAAAGGUGACCUGUACAGGCCAAGUCCAACCAUAUCCUGUCCAUCCAGACAGAUUCACCAACUGGUGGCAGGUUCUGUGUAGAGAGGGUCUGUCUGGACGCUGUUACUGGGAGGUGGAGAGGACUGGUGAUGUUGAUACAGCAGUCUCAUAUAAAGACAUCAGCAGAACAGAGAGAGGUAAUGAUGGUGGAUUUGGAUACAAUAACAAGUCCUGGAGUUUAUAUUACUAUAGUGGUGGUUAUUGUUUCAGACACAAUCAUGUUGUGACUAAAGUAUCAGGCCCUCAGUCCUCCAGAGUAGGAGUGUACCUGGAUCACAAGGCAGGUACUCUGUCCUUCUACAGUGUCUCUGACACAAUGACCCUCCUCCACAGAGUCCAGACCACAUUCACUCAGCCCCUCUAUCCUGGGUUUUAUCUCUAUGAUUAUAAUGGUUCUGCUGAGCUGGUUAAACUGUAAACUGAUUUGUUAUUAAUUAAAAUUCAAUACAAUGUUUUAAUCCUGUACAUUUCCAUGAAUCAUGAUGUCUGGUGUUGAUGUAUAUUGGUUGUCAUUCAGAACCAUUGAUAUGUUUUCUCAGUUGGUUCUCUGUCUCUAUGUAAUUCUCCUCAGUAUCAUUGAUCAGCUUGUUGGCUCGGUCCUAAUUGAUGUGUUCUCUGUCACCUGGAGCUGCAUGGAAAAUGGUCCAGGAACUAAAGGACAAUUCAGGACUAGUCAGCCCACUACAAGCUGGUAUCACUUCCUUUCUACUAAACUAUAUGGUCUGGUUUCCCAGACACAGAUGAAUCCUAGUCCUGGACUAAACAGUAUGUUCAAUGUAGAUGUCCAGGAAACCGGCCCUAAAUGUGUCAUCUUUCAUCCUCCCAUACUGCUCAGUCCAGCAACAUUAAACCUGUCCAGCAGGUGGUGCUGUUGACCAAACAAUAAAACCAGCAGAUAUCUUGACUUGCCACUCAGUAUAUCAGUAAUGUUCAGAAUAGUACUUUAAUAUCAUUGGAGAUUGAUGGUCUUUUUAAUCCACUAUCCAGAGUCAGGAACAGAUGAAGUUAGGUCUGCUACUGUUC